This is a messenger RNA of Elaeis guineensis (African oil palm), 2894 nucleotides long. Lineage: Eukaryota; Viridiplantae; Streptophyta; Magnoliopsida; Arecales; Arecaceae. The record is from RefSeq and is a predicted model, not a curated record.
CACUAUAAGAUCUCGUUGGGUUGGGAAGGGCGAGAAAAGAACCUACGCACCCCGGCUCCGGAGAAAGGUGCAAGCGCUUGGCCCCUCCCCUCUUUCUCUGUUCCCGACCGACCUACGGCCCCCGGCUCCUGAGAAAGUUUUUGUUAUUUGCAACCAUGAGGACUCGAAACACCGACCCUACAAAAUCUGGGGGCGCCAAGAAGACGCCUCCGGCCAAGAAAGACGCUUCCGCCGAAAAAACACCGGAGUCCGCUCCCAAAUCGACGCCCAAAUCGGGAGCCAAGUCCGCCAGAGGCGCUGGCAAGCAGGCCGCAGCCAAGGCUGCAGCGGCCGCGGCCGCGGCCGCCGCCGCCUCCUCCCCCGCUGCGGCCGCCGCCUCCCCUGCCGCUGCGGCCGCGGCCGUCACGCCCGAUGCUAAGCCAGAACCCAAAGUUGAGGAAGUGGUGACUCCGGCCGAUGAGAAGAAGCUGGCUUUGACCGUGAAAUCUCCUCCGGAGAAGAAGCCCGGUGGAAAGGCCAAGUCGCCGCUGGGCGGGAAAGCUGCAGCAGCUGCUGCUAAGGUGGAGGAAGCACCCUCAGAGGUGGAGGAUGCUGUGGAAGAGUCAGCACCAUCAAAGGUGGAGGAUGCCAUGGAAGAGCCACAACCGAAAGCUGAAGAACAAGAUGUGAGUAAGGAGGAGGUGAAGGAGGAGGAGCCGAAGGUUGAUACUGUCCUGGAUGUUAACAAUGAGCUGGAGAGUUAUCCUGUUAAGAAUAACGAAGAAGAGGAAGAGGAAGAAGAAGAAGAAGAAGAAGAAGAAGAAGAAGAGGCUGCAGGGGACCAGCGGAUGGAGGAGGGGGAGCCAGAGUCUUUCCAAGAGCCGGGUGAAGAGGAGUUUGUGGGUGGGGAGGAGGAUGCAGCAGGGGGAGAAGGAGCUGAGGCAGUGAUGGUGGAAGAAGAGGAAGAAGGUGCCCAGGUGGAGGACGAGGAGCAGUUUGAGAUAUCAGACAUGGCUAAGAAGAGGAAGAUGAAGAAAGAGCAGGAGAUCUUCGUUGGGGGUCUUGACCGUGAUGCUGUGGAGGAUGACCUGAAGAAGGUAUUUGAGAAGGUUGGGGAGGUUGUUGAGGUCCGGCUCCACAAAGAUUUUUCUACCAACAAGAACAAAGGCUUUGCAUUCGUGAAGUUUGCCAACAAGGAGCAGGCUGCCAAGGCGCUCUUGGAACUGAAAAAUCCUUUUAUACGAGGCAAACGCUGCGGCAUUGCACCAAGUGAGGACAAUGACACACUAUUUUUAGGCAACAUCUGCAACACAUGGACAAAGGAAGCUAUUCGGAGAAAACUUAAGGAUUAUGGAGUUGAUGGAGUUGAGAAUAUCACUCUUGUUGCGGACACCCAAAACGAAGGUCUGAGCCGGGGAUUUGCCUUCCUUGAGUUUUCUUGCCAUGCGGAUGCGAUGCUUGCAUACAAGCGGCUCCAAAAGCCAGAUGUUAUUUUUGGCCACCCUGAGAGGACUGCCAAAGUUGCUUUUGCUGAGCCAUUACGUGAACCAGAUCCAGAAGUUAUGGCCCAGGUUAAAUCGGUGUUUGUUGAUGGGCUGCCACCAUAUUGGGAUGAGGAUCGUGUGAAAGAGCAAUUUAAAGGGUUUGGAGAGAUUGAGCGUGUUGUGCUAGCUCGGAAUAUGUCCACUGCCAAGAGGAAAGAUUUUGGAUUUGUAAACUUUACAAGUCAUGAAGAUGCUGUUGCUUGUGUUGAAGGUGUGAAUAACAUUGAGUUGGGUGAUGGCAAGUCCAAGAUGAAAGCAAGAGCUAGACUUGCCAAUCCAUUACCCAAAACUCAGGCUGUUAAGGGUGGAAUGAGUGGUGGGUUUCGCAUUGGACACACUGGCAUGGGGAUUUAUUCUAGGUUUGGUAGGGGAUUUGGUAGGGCCAGAUAUUUUUCACAUAGGGCAGGCUUUCAGGGUGGGAGGGGUUUUAAUUUUCGUGGACGUGGAAGAGGUGGAAGAUUUUCUUUUCCAGCUGAGGACAAUCUAGAAAUCCCACCUUCUGAAUUCCAUGGUAGGAGGCCAUUUGGAUUCCGGGGUGGUGGAAGGAUUUCGACAUCAGCAAGGCAUGGUGCUUUUGAUAGAGGUCGUGGAAGAGCCUUCCCAUCCAGGAGACCACCAUAUCGACCAGAGGAAGAGUUUGGUGCACCAUUUGGUGCUCGACACCUUGGUGAAGAUCCUUACUUUUAUGGAAACGUCGGGCAUGGAAUCAAGCGUCCAUUUUCAAUGAUGGAGCAUGAUCCUGGUUACUUGGAACCUGGGACUAGGAUACGCCCUCGUUUUGAUCAUCCUGAUCAAUUGGCUGGUGGGAGUCGUUAUCGAGAUUCGUUGGGAUUGGGUGGUCUAUAUUCGCAUGAUUAUUAUGGUUCAGAUUAUGGGAGUAGCACAUAUUCAUCUCUUUAUGGAGGCGAACGUUCUGGGGGUGGCUAUUAUUAUUAGAUGUAAUUUGCAAAUGCGGGUAUGAUGCUGCAGGCGGAAGCACUUUCUUGAUAAGAUGACGAUCUCAAGUUGUCCCUUUUAUCAUACAUUGAAUUGGUUGAACUUUAAGAACUUUCUUGACAACUAGGACUCCAAGUAUGGUUUGGUCUAGUUUAUUUUCCUUGGAGAAACUAUUUAGGCUUAUGUGAUUUGUAUGUGAGAUAGUGCUGGAUAGCCUAUUUUAUGAUGAAACCAAUUGGAAGUAGAGUAUCUGCGUUUUAAUUAACUUAUCAAAUGUGAGCUCUUGAAGUCGACUUGGAGAUAACAUCUAUGUUUGAAAUAAAGCAAUUUGCUCUUUGUUGGUGAUAUAUGUAUUUGAUUUGUUACUGGGAACCCUGGACAAAACAAAUGGGGAAACCGUUAAUUUCGGAAUUGCUGGUUGACUAAUAUGUUUAA